Molecule: messenger RNA, 180 nt
Organism: Fomitiporia mediterranea MF3/22
Lineage: Eukaryota; Fungi; Basidiomycota; Agaricomycetes; Hymenochaetales; Hymenochaetaceae
Exons: 2
Coding region: 1-180 (59 amino acids)
Source: RefSeq, a predicted model, not a curated record
AUGGUGGUCCUCCGAUCAUCGUACUUCGAGAGUGGUCUUCAUGCCGAGAUCGGGAAAGGUGAGAACGCUACACAGUGGCUAAUCAUUGGGACACGACCCACGAACAAAGAUCCAGUGAACUGCUAUGAGAUUCCGAGUGCAUAUGUCGAUACGUCUACACUCGUGUUUUGUGUACCAUGA